Molecule: messenger RNA, 4966 nt
Organism: Pocillopora verrucosa
Lineage: Eukaryota; Metazoa; Cnidaria; Anthozoa; Scleractinia; Pocilloporidae
Product: atrial natriuretic peptide receptor 1
Biological process (GO): intracellular signal transduction; cGMP biosynthetic process; receptor guanylyl cyclase signaling pathway
Cellular component (GO): plasma membrane
Molecular function (GO): adenylate cyclase activity; guanylate cyclase activity; ATP binding
Source: RefSeq, a predicted model, not a curated record
CUCAUCGAAGAGACUUGAAUGAUCAAUGAACUAGAGAAUCUUAAAACAAUUGCAACUUCAAGCUGUUGUCUGUCGUUUGAUGAGAGUAAGGCGGUUGUUUCAUAUGGGUACAUCAAAAUCAGUUGAUAAAAGAAAAUAAAAAAGAAUUGCCUGAGUCAACAAUCUCAGCUUCAAGCCAGACAAGCGGCCAAUUUUAGACUGCAGUGAGCGAAUAUCAAACUAGACCUGCGUUUAUCAUGGGGAGCCGCCUAUUCUUGGCCUGUUUAUUAAUUGAUUGCGUCGUGUCGAAGAAAAUUCACUUUGGUGUCAUAUUACCAACGUCAAGACCUGGAUUUUACGAGCUUGGUAAGGCGUUGGAACUAGCUGUUCAGCCUGCCAUUCAAGAUAUUUACGAUUUCAACAGGUUAUCACGUGAUUGGAACAUAACUUAUUCAGUCGAAGACAGUGGAUGUCACAAGCUGAAGGCAGUGGGUAAAACUUAUGAACUUCGCAAUGCCGAUGUCUUCAUCGGGCCUGCGUGCGGUGAUGAGUGUUUGUCAGCGGGUUUACUGACUACAUAUUGGAAUAAGCCAAUGAUCUCAUAUUCGUGUUCCCCAACGGAACUCAGUAAUCGCUAUUUUUACUCCACAUUCGCGCGGACACAGCCCUUCAGUAGGACAUACCUCCUGGAAACCCCAAGGUUUCUUUACGAAGCAGUAAAAUUCUUCAGUUGGACACGCACCGCCAUAAUUUCCACCGAGGACCCGACUUGGGCGCCAAUAGCCAUCGCCUUGUCGGAGUAUUUGUCCCAAAGGAAUGUCACAAUACCUUUCAGUAGAUCUUACAUGCUCAGUAAGACAUUUUCGUACAAGGAAUUUCUGAAGCCAGUCAAAGAAGUCGCACGAAUAAUCUUCCUCCUUUCCUUCAAUAACGAGGUCGCCAGGCUUCUCGAGACCGCCAAUGAGCUGGGAAUGAUGAAUGGCGAGUAUGCCUUCGUCACGCUUGAUUUCACCAUCGACAGUCAUUGGAUCUAUGAGUCUUGGGCUGGUGGGAGGAGCAAAGAAGAGUUCACCGCACUGUUUGAUGGUAUUGUAAAUCUGUCGGUGAAGGGGCCGCAUGGUGAUCGUUAUGACAAGUUUGUAAAGGAGUUCAGAGAGAAGCUUAAGGCCAAUAAUGUAUCUGAAAUAGCAGUUACAUAUUCAUUCUCUGCAUAUCUUCACGAUGCAAUACAAGUUUACGCCAUUGGUCUAAACCGAUCGCUGAGUUACGGAGGGAAUAUCUCUGACGGGCUGUCAAUCAUAGGAAACGUAACCAACAGUGAUGUACUAUUCAAAGGUGUGUCGGGAGAUGUUUCCAUCAAUGCCCAAGGUAACCGUGUACCAGUGUUCGUUUUCAGCAACAGGCAAAAUGGAAUCGCUGUUCCUAUCGUGGAGAUUGAAGAAACGAACCCAGGCAACCAAAAUAUAACAUCUUUCAACGUGACGACAAUUUGGCCGGGCGGAACAACCGUUGUACCACGUGAUGCACCCGUUUGUGGAUUCCGAGGAGAAGAGUGCGUGUCAUCUCCAGAGGAAAAAGAAGAAUCAUUCAACUAUCUUUGGCUUUUGACCCUGAUUCUGGUGGUGCUGGUCAUAGUUCUUCUCUUUGGCUUCCUGUACUACAAGAAAAAAGUUUACGAAAGGGAUCUCAUGAAUACUUCGUGGAUUAUUGAUUACAAAGACAUCGUGUUAUGUAAUCCGGGAAGCCGAAUGUCCAGCAAAAUAAGAGCAGGCCCUGCUGCCACUGGCUCGAUCAUUAGUAACGUGGGAGGUGAAUAUAGCUUUAGCCUCGCAAAUGUUGGCCGAUACAAGGCCGAGUUGGUGGCUUUGAAGCGAAUAAGGAAAAACAACAUAGAACUGAAACGAGAAGUUUUCGUAGAAAUGAAGCAGGUCCGCGAUCUUAUGCACGAAAACAUCAAUCAGUAUAUUGGAAUGUGUGUUGAAUCUCCAAAUGUAUGUAUUGUGUCUAUGUUCUGCAGCAGAGGAAGUCUUCAGGAUCUUUUGGCAAACGAUGAUAUCAAGAUCGAUUGGCUAUUCAGGAUGUCAUUUGCUUAUGAUAUAGCAAAGGGAAUGAUCGCGCUGCAUAACAGCCCAAUCCACGCUCAUGGAAGCCUCAAGUCAUCCAAAUGUUUGAUUGACGGUCGCUGGGUCUGUAAAGUUUCCGAUUAUGGUUUGGAUACAGUCAAAGCCAAUCAGACAGAAGAAGAUUUAGGAGAACAUGCCAAGUACAGAGAUCUUUAUUGGACUGCUCCGGAAUUGCUACAUACUAUGGAUGGCAUUAAAAGUCAAUUUACAAAGACUCAAAAUGGCGAUGUAUACAGUUAUGGAAUCAUUCUUCACGAAAUUCUUUCUCGGGACGAGCCUUAUUUCCAAAUGGAACCAAAAGAUGUCUUAGUUAAGCUACGAGAGACUCUUUCUCCACCGUUUAGACCUGAAAUACCAAAGGAUUUGGAAGAAUGUGAUAAAAGAUAUAUCCAGCUUAUGAAGCAGUGUUGGGACAACGAGCCAGCAGUCAGACCAAAUUUCACUGACAUAAAACUCCAACUAAGGAUCAUGAAUGGAAGAAAAAACACAGACAUUGUUGAUAGCAUGCUACAGAUGAUGGAGAAAUACACAGACCAACUAGAGGAAUUAGUCGACCAAAGAACUCGUCAGUUAGAGAUCGAAAAAGCCAAAACAGAAGAGCUUCUUUACAAGAUGUUACCCAAGUCGAUAGCUGACGAACUGAAAACUGGAAAGCCUGUGCAGGCUGAGAGUUUUUCAAGUGUUACAAUUUUCUUCAGUGAUAUAGUUGGGUUCACAAAGGUGGCAUCCGAAAGUACACCUUUCCAGGUAGUGAAUCUUCUGAAUGAGCUCUACACAUGUUUUGACAACGUGAUUGACAGUUACGACGUUUACAAGGUUGAGACUAUUGGUGACGCCUACAUGGUAGUGUCUGGCCUUCCUGUUCGCAAUGGUGAUCGGCAUGCUGGGGAAAUUGCAACCAUGGCACUUAGUUUGUUGAGCUCUGUUAAGGACUUCACUAUCCCUCAUAUGAAAAACAAGAAAGUGCAGCUUCGGAUUGGUAUCCACACAGGUCCGUGUGUAGCUGGAGUUGUGGGCCUCAAAAUGCCUCGCUACUGCUUGUUUGGGGACACUGUAAACUACGCUUCGAGGAUGGAGUCAAGUGGACUUGCACUUCGAAUCCAUGUUAGUCCAGAUUGUAAAGCUGUGCUAGACACUCUCGGAGGAUUCUAUUUAGUAGAAAGAGGCCCGGUCACGCUGAAGGGAAAAGGCACAAUAGUUAGCUUCUUUCUGUGCGGCAAAGAAGGCUUCGACAAGCCUUUACCUAACCUCGCAGAGGCUGCUUCACUUGAAGAACACGAGUUUAAAUGAUACUCCUUACAACCUGAAUGGGGAAAUGGAGUGUACGUGUUAGUAGAGACGUCAUGCACUAAGUGUAUAAAAUGUAAUCCAAGUUACAUAUUUGAUACAAGAGCAGAGGUGUGCGUUGAACAACAGUAGCAGUUGUGAAAUGUGAAUAAUGAGCCAUAGGGUAUAAUUAUCAAACAAGCCUAAAAAAAGAUGUCUCUCUUGACUCGCGUGGUUGGCGAAUGUUUGGUUGCCCGAUGAAAGUAAAAGCGGCAAAGCGAAGACGAGCAGCAGACAUCCAAUUUUUUUCGUUCCAGACCUCUUCGUUUUCCUGGUCUCACAGUGUGAAGCUCACUGGACACCGCUUACUACACAGGCUGACCAUUCCUUGGAAAAUUUAACAACCCUCCACCAGAUGAUCGUGAUUGGAAGACCAGCUUAAACUUUGUCGUUUUUUUUCUAUCAAGCGUACACUUACAGUAGCACUACUGUGAACAAGGUCACUGCAAAACUAGCCGAUCACACCGCAGGAUUGGCUAGAUCUCGUUUCAUUUAGUAUGACCUAAUCUUACAUGCACUUCACACUGAUCACACGAUCUACGCAACAGUACGUAUCUUCGCUCUUUAAAGCGUGGCAAGUGAGAGGGUAAAGACAUAACUCUCAACGUUUUUCCUCUGACAAUCACCUGAACAACUUAACUAGGACGAUUAAUCGCCUAGCCUAAUAAUUUCCCUGGAUUUCGUUUCGGGGAUUACCAAAAAAAUUCAUUCCGCCUUCGGCCAAUGAAUGAUAAGUAUGCGUUUCAGAUUUACCAUCUGUUUCUGUGUUAAUAGACGAACAAAGAGGAAGAAAUUUUAUAUUUUUGGGUAUGGCUUACGGCAAUAGAAAAUAAUAUUUCAUUCGAUCUUAAGAAGGUCAUAAAAUGUAAUCGAAAGUAUUUUAAUAACGAGAACUGGAUCAUAUAAAAACCUUUUAUUUAUUACAAAAUACUCUUUAACAACUUUUUGAUUUGGUGAUCAUUGGCCAUUGUUGCAUUAUAUUAAGUAAGGUGGAAAGUUCGAACUGCAAGAUAUAAUCAGAUGCAAUAAAACUCAAGAAACUGAUGACUGAAUUUAAGUUAUAACAUACAGAAAGAUAGCAACAGAGAAAAACGAAAGCUAAGGGAAGGCAUAUAUGGGCUCGAAUUCAAUCGAUCAGUUACAUAAGGAAAAAAAAAAACCAGACUAUGAGGCUAGGGGAAUUAUUGAUAAGUCGAACUUUAGUUUGGCCGCAAUGUGAGUCAUUUUGCAUGUGAUUACGGGAUAUUUCCACAAUUAUCCUAUUCUCUGCAACAUAUCCACAAUUUCCUCUUGCAGUCACGUCGUAAAAUCGCAAUUCAUUUUGCUGACAUGAUAUGAAAAUUGCACUGUAACUUUCGUCGUCACCAAUGACAGGCUUCCUGGCCCUUGCAUGCCAUCAAUCACGUCUUCCGUCCUUUAAAUUCUAAUAAUUCUACGUCAUAAUUUUCUCUUUUAUAUACAAGUAUGCUCUGGUUCAUUCAGGAUUCAAAAAAGGAAAACUAUUCAAGACUUAAAAAAUUCGAUCUUUAACUACUAUU